AGCAGAGCGAGUCUCACCGCGCCAAUGCGAAUAUGCGAUGUUAGUUGAUUCAGGUGGUGUGUGUUGUGGUAAAAUAGAUUUCGUAGUUUUUAGUCGAAUAAUGCUACACGUCGAUGUACAGCUCUGGCUAUUCGUAUAAUUAUUACCGCCCGAACAGGGACAGUGCCCGCGACGCGCACACAUCCAGGAGCGCCAACCAGCAAUCUCCAUGGGUGUACCGCGCGCCUGGUAUGCCGAUAAAAUCGACGAGCUACAAGCCCUUCGAUGCCUCAUCCGCCCCCAGCAGCACUCCGACCCUCACCCACAGGCCGCGGUACGCGCGCUCCUCCACCACCAGCAAUGUGGCGCAGCUUCUUAGCGACUCGUGCUCGAGUUUGUUCCAAAAGUUGACCACCAGGGUGCGCGGAUUGUCGACCACGGUCGAAAGACAACUUCCCGCCGACGGCUACCCGACGCCCGCCAACAACGCGGGCGCCUCGCCGAGGGGAUUCGUGCCGCUGAGCGCCAGCAAAAGCACCACCGUCGUUCCCAAUUUCGGGCACACCAUCAGCAGGUUAGAGGAUAAAUACUCGUCGGUUUUGGACAAGAUCUACAAGAAGAACAAUAAGCCGCAGGAGAAGACGCCCGCGCCCCAAGUACCUCCCGGUCGUGCGUUGACCAAGAGCUCCACCACAGUCAACUGCUACUACCCCGAAAAGUCGGUCUACGACAGCAAGGACCAUCCGGUGUACAGGCGGGAGAAGACGCCCUACAAGGAGAGCAGGAAGUCCUUGCACGCCACCAGGCAUUACCACGAACCGCAGUACGUUUAUCUCGAUAAAGAUGCCGCGUAUCGCGUGCGGCACAAUUCAAAUCAUUCCGAGUUACGGCCGAAAAGAACCUCCAAGUCUCAUCACAGGAAUGGGUUGAGCGAGGUGAAUGAUAGAAAGUCCAGCACCUCCCAUAUGAAAUGGUAUCCGGUAGAGAUUAAAUACUACGACAAACCGACGACAACUCUCACUCCCAUACACGGCACCGUCGAAAAAUCGUCGCCGAAUUCGCUGCCCGGCGACAAGGAGACGACGCCGACGCCCAGCGUGCCCGACGAGGAGUCCAAAAGGGAGGCCAAACGGCUGGAAAUCCAAAAUCUCAUAGCCAAAUAUUCGGCGCUGGACGAGGCGUACGAUUACAAAGCGAAAAACGACAGCGCCUACAGUUCCUCUAACAGUACUGCCAGCACUAGUACCAAAUCGGGCGUUUUGAACACCAUCACGCAGAAGUACUAUCCCAAUUUAGCCACCGCUCCCAGCCCAGUGCCUGUUGAAGACGACGAAGAGGGACAUUUGAUAUACAAAACCGGCGAUACUUUAAAACUCAGAUAUAAAAUUUUAGGAACGCUCGGAGAAGGUACUUUUGGAAAGGUCGUUAAAGUGCAAGAUAUCAAAAAAGACUGCCAACGAGCGCUAAAGAUAAUCAAAAAUGUAGAAAAAUACAGAGAAGCAGCCAAAUUGGAAAUAAAUGUUUUAGAAGAAUUAGCACACAAAGAUCCCGAAUGUGUAAACUUAUGCGUGAAAAUGUUGGACUGGUUCGAUUAUCAUGGUCACAUGUGCAUUGCGUUUGAAAUGCUAGGACUCAGUGUUUUUGACUUUUUGAAAGACAACAACUAUCAACCGUAUCCGUUGGACCAAGUUCGCCAUAUCAGCUACCAAUUGUGCCAUUCGGUGAAAUUUCUCCACGAAAACCGACUCACUCACACGGAUUUGAAACCGGAAAAUAUAUUAUUCGUCGAUUCCUCCUACGAAAUCGUCUACGAUGUCAAAAAAAGACGGGACGUAAGAAGGGUGAAAAAAACUGACGUUAGGUUAAUAGACUUUGGUAGUGCCACAUUCGAUCACGAGCAUCACAGCACAAUCGUCUCUACCAGGCACUAUAGAGCUCCGGAGGUAAUUUUAGAAUUAGGUUGGGCUCAGCCGUGCGAUGUGUGGUCAAUAGGUUGCAUAUUGUUCGAAUUAUACCUAGGAAUAACGCUUUUCCAAACUCACGAUAACAGAGAGCACAUGGCUAUGAUGCAAAGAAUUUUAGGGGAAAUACCUGUUAGCAUGGCGAAGAGGACGAAAACGAGAUACUUCUACAAGGGAAAGCUCGAGUGGGACGAAAAAAGCGCUGCCGGGAGAUACGUCAGGAAUAAUUGCAAACCUUUAAUGAAAUACAGGCUGAUGGACGAUCCGGAUCACAGUGCUCUCUUCGAUUUGAUAUUUAAAAUGUUGGAGUACGAGCCGCUCGAGAGAAUCGGGCUGGGGGAUGCGCUACAACAUCCCUUCUUCGCCAAGCUGAACCGGGAGAAGGAGACGAAAGCGGUGGCUCCGCAAGUCAGGAAAAACCGGAGUUUAUCCCGAUGAUUUUAGUGAAUUUUUGACGAUAGUUACUAAACUUGUAAAAGUACAAAAACAGUCCUGAUUUUUCGUUACACGUUUUCGUGUAACUGUUUUUGUAGGGUAAAAAAACCGAGUUACAUUUAGCUACGACUUGACGAUAGUUAAUCGAUAUUUUUGAGAGAAACCUACCUGUUGACGAUGAUUAAUGACGAUUAAUAUUAAUACGCGCGUUUUUUUUAAAUAAGUAUACUUAUAUAUUUUUAUUGAUUUUAAAAUUGGUGAUUUACUGUGAUCGAUUUGAAAGUGCUUUGAUUUACCUACUCAUAAUUUUGAAAUACUCUAUAUUUAUUGAUACUGAUGUACAUACGU
Molecule: messenger RNA, 2723 nt
Organism: Phyllotreta striolata
Lineage: Eukaryota; Metazoa; Arthropoda; Insecta; Coleoptera; Chrysomelidae
Source: the annotation of a GenBank genome assembly